CCCCUCCCACUUCUCUGGAAUCUCGAGCUUCUGCGCUCGGCGAGUGAGGAGGGGGAAUGUCGUUACACAUCUAUAUUGCUCACUCGGGUGAGCAUUUACUAGCUGAUCCGGUCGCUUUUGCCUCCCUGGAGGCACUCAAAUCAUGGAUCGUUCGAAGUACGUCGAUCCCACCGGCUAGACAGAUCUUGAUGACUGCCCGCGGCAAGAAUGUCAAGAUCCAGACCCUAGCCACCGAGACCGAGAUUUUCGUGUAUGACCGACAAUACGUGAGCGAACCCGGCGAGAUCGAGCUUCCGGAGCUACCUCCGCCCGAACCAUUUCAGCCGAGCAAGCCUCCGGCCUCCCUCACAGACCAAAACGACCUGCAGGCAUGGCGGAACCUCUUUAUGACGAGACGGAGCUGGGCUCUUGAGUUGUCUAGUCGCUGCGGAAUCACCGAUAAGAACAUACGGGGACAUAAUGAGCGAACGGAUGUCAUCAAUCGUGCAGUGGGCGUUGCUCUAGAGAAUCUGAAAUCUCACGUGGGCAACCUCGAACAUCGGUUCCAGGAGGCACAGGAAUGGGCGAACAACCUUUUGGAAGAGCAGCAGGCGGCCCUGGAUGGUUGGCAUACUGCUCUCGAGACCUUGGAGAAGAUCCCCGCUCGCAAAGACUCCCCACUCAUCGGCCGCCCAUCCACGCCAAAGAAAGACAAGGGUCGGCCUACGGGGACUCUUCGUGACUUUGUAGAUAUGGCCGAGGUCCAACAAGCCGGAUCGGAGGCGGCAUCUGUGUCGCCGCGCUUUGCUGGGCAGGUCCAGGAUAUUGAGAAGGCCGUCAGCGCUAUUGCAUCGGACACUCAACAACUGGUCGAUGAGGUGAGCAUUUCGCCCAGCGAGAGAGAUGAGGGCUUGCUCGAAGAGGUGGAAACGGUUGCAAAGAAGAUCGGUUCCGAUUAUGAACAUAUCCUCAGCCUCCCAAACAAUCAAAAGAUGCUCGCAAAUGUUUCCAGGCUUGCGCUCAACCACACCCAAAACCUUCUUCCAUCGCUGUUGGAACUCGGCGCAGAUAUGCAGCAGGCCUUGGAGCAAGCUGUGCGGCGCCGCGGCGCCGCAGAAAAAGCGGCUCUCCAACACAUGCGCACGAUUUCCUUUAUUGAAUCACGACUGGCCGAUGCUCACGCUCAUCUGGUCAACUUGGAUGUGAACAGUAACGCGUUUGACGUCAUCUACGGUGUCUUGCAGAUGCCGAUGCUUUAUGGGUCCAUUUUAGUAGAGUCGGUGCGGCGGCGGGAAUGGAGCGACAAAAUCAAGACCGAUUCCCUGACCUUGGCCGAGGAGAUGGCUGUGUUGAGAGAUGAGGAGCAGCGUCGACGCAAGAAGUGGCUGAAAACCAUGGGAGAUUUCAUCUCAUCUGCAGACUCCGCUGCUCCCGGAAUCGAAAUUAACCUACAAGGGCAAGAUGAUGAAUGGCCUGAAGUGAGCCGAAAAGAGAUUGAAAAUUAUAUUGAAGACCUACGGUCAAAAUAUUCCUUGACUAAAAUUGCAGAAGACUUAUCUCAACAGUUUAAGGAAUUGGAUGCACCCACGCGUCAGCAAAGACGACGAGCGAAAGCCUUCAAAAAUGGCAGUGUGUUUGAUCUGAGCCGAAGCUCUAUGUUGCUACGCGGUGAUGACAUGGUUCGGAGUCUCCAAGAGGAGAAAGCGAAGCUAGAAGAUAGGCUCAAGGGGUCGGACAGCCGGGUCCGCAAACUCGAGGAUCUGCUUCAUCGCCAAAGCCAUAUCACGUCUCCACACCCGGAUGCCCUAUCCCGACGUUCUUCAGUCUCAUCCCGACGAGUCUCGAUGACCCAGCCCCCGGAGGACAGGGCACUUGUCCAACGCAUCGUUACACUCGAGGCGGAGCUGGCAGCCGAGAAGGAGACCGUCCAGAGACUUCACAAAGAGGCCCACGCCGAGCGCCAAACCAACUCCGACAAGUACCAAGAGGCUCAAUCUACAAAGAAAGAUCUCAUUGGGAACCUCGAAGCACGUCAGCGUGAGUUCGAGGAUGAGCGAAGGUACUUGGAGGCGGAAGUGAAAAAGUUCCGGCUGCGCAACGAAGAAGUCGAGGAGGAACUCGACAGGCUCAUGGACAGUCGAGACCAUGAGAAGCAGGAAACCGACGAACGGAUACAUCAACUCGAGGCUGAUCUGGAGAGCGCUCAGGCCAUCUCUGCCGAAGACGCACGCCGGGUCGAUGAUCUGAAUGAACGCAUCCAAGCUCACGAGAACAAGGAGCGCGAGCUGGAGACGAAGGUUAACGAACUCGAGCACCAGCGAAACAAUUCCGACCAGAAAGACCAAGACAACUAUAGCGCUCUCCAGGCAGCCUUCAUGAGCUUGUCUCCCGGAGGUGCCGUGCCCGAGGAACUUCCUGGCAUCAUCAAAGCCAUCGAGGUCCUUUCGGAAGGGCUCUCGAUCCACGCCAGGAAUGCAGAUGAGAGCGCAUCGAGGGCAAUGGCCGAGAAUAGGUCUCUCGAUGAGCGAAUUAAGCAACUCGAGUCAGAAGCAGAGGAGCAUACAAAGAAUUUCGAAGCGCGUGAAGCUGAGUUGGUCCGCCUCAACGAAGAGCUUUCGCAAACCCGGACGGGACUCGAUGACGCAAGAGCUGAGCUGGAACAGGAGCGUUCGAAGUUGAACUCCUUGCAGUCUCAAAUGUCAACAGGAGAGCGCGGCUCCGAGGAAGAGCGCGAGAGAGUUGCCGAGGAAGAGCGUAGACAUGCAGAUCUUUCGCAGAAACUGGCUGAUGCCGAGUCCCGGGCUCAGAGCUUCCAGGAUAGAGAGCUAGAGUGGGAGAAGAAGUGUGAAACACUCUCUGAGGCGGAGCGACAAGCUGUGGCACGGUUCGAGGCUAGAGGCACCAAGUCUCUCAACCUUUCCAAGCAACUCUACGAGCAAAUUGAGAAGCUGGAAUGGGUGCUCGAGCAGCUGGGCUUCGCAAUCAUCCAGCAGGAGGGUCAACUUGUUGUCCAACGAGCUUCCAAGGUCAAUGCCUUGUCUGGUCUCGGGGAAAGUCUCACCCAGUCCGGCAUUGUCUCUGCGAAACCCGACACGUCGCUACUCGGCUGGAUGCAAGCCGAAACAUUAGAGGAAGAGGAAGCCAAAUUCUCUGCUUUCAUAGAAAGCAUCGCUCUCUUCGAUGUCUCUAUCUUCGGCGAAGCGGUCAUCAAACGCAUGAAGGACAUUGAAACACUUGCCCGGAAAUGGUCGAAAGAAGCCAAAACAUACAAGUCGUACCGCGACAAGUACCAUCGGGUCCAGAGCGAAGCUCACGAGAAGAUUGCCUAUCGCUCCUUCAAAGAAGGAGACCUCGCACUGUUUUUGCCCACUCGCAACCAAGCCAUCCGUUCCUGGGCGGCUUUUAACGUCGGUGCACCGCAUUACUUCCUACGCGAGCAAGACACCCACAAACUCCAAGCACGAGAUUGGCUUCUUGCCCGCAUUAACAAAAUUGAGGAACGUGUGGUUGAUCUAUCAAGGUCCCUGAAUGGCGGUGGCCCCGAUCGACGCUCUCUUGGCGAUGCCAGCGACGGCGCUUCACUGCUGGAAGAUGAAAAUCCCUUCGAACUGUCAGAUGGUCUUCGCUGGUACCUCAUCGAUGCCACGGAAGAAAAGCCCGGCGCGCCCGCUACGCCUGGAAUCUCGAAAAGCACUGUCGCGUCUGCAAAUGUCGACGCCAAAGGCAGCAUUCGCGUGAAACGCCCUAACGAAGACAGCACCGUCGCCCAGACGCUCUCCAAAAGUCUAGACAGCCGUCGCGAUAGCUCCAACUCCAAGCGGGGUACUCCUACGCCUUCGCAAAGGGCCAACGACUCAGCCACGGAUCUUGUCCGUCCCGCUGAGGCCGACACCGGCUUCCAGCAUCGAGAUGCUGAUCCGAUAUUCGACGAGGAUCCUACGUCUGCGUCCCUGCUACAGCCUCGGUCAGACAGCCUCGCCACGUCUCCAGCGUCUCCUCCGUCACGGUCGACGUCCACCCGCCGAGGUGGUCGAUCACGUCCUUGGGAGAAGCUGUGGUCGCUCGAUUAUCGACAUGAGGAUGAUCCGCGAAAGAAGUAG
Molecule: messenger RNA, 4079 nt
Organism: Penicillium cinerascens
Lineage: Eukaryota; Fungi; Ascomycota; Eurotiomycetes; Eurotiales; Aspergillaceae
Gene: atg11
Product: autophagy protein ATG11
Exons: 5
Coding region: 57-4079 (1340 amino acids)
Biological process (GO): reticulophagy; piecemeal microautophagy of the nucleus; positive regulation of protein phosphorylation
Cellular component (GO): extrinsic component of membrane; phagophore assembly site membrane; Atg1/ULK1 kinase complex
Molecular function (GO): protein kinase binding; molecular adaptor activity
Source: RefSeq, a predicted model, not a curated record